This is a messenger RNA of Rosa chinensis, 1579 nucleotides long. RefSeq names its product F-box/kelch-repeat protein At3g23880. Gene Ontology annotation, molecular function: protein binding. The record is from RefSeq and is a predicted model, not a curated record. NCBI's taxonomy places the organism in Eukaryota, Viridiplantae, Streptophyta, Magnoliopsida, Rosales, Rosaceae. Bases 85 to 1332 code for a protein of 415 amino acids. The transcript is spliced from 2 exons.
AUCUCGAAUUGCUAAAAGAAUAAAAAAGUCUUGGUUCCUCUCACAAUUUAAAACCCUAGUUCAGAUCAGAUCAGUUCAGUUCAGAUGGUGGUUAUGGCUUCUCCAAAGGCAACGCCAACGACGAUGGAAGACCUCCCCAUAGAAAUUUUGAUGCAAAUAUUCGAUAGGUUAUCCCUUAAACUAUUAAUCCAAUUCAGCUGCGCUUCUAAGCGAUGGAGGUCCCUUGUCGUCUCAAAUCCCCAGUUCGCCAAAUCGUACUUCAAGCUGAAAAAACUCUUGCUCGCCACCUCUUCUCAAUUCGAAUCCCUAAACUUGGAAAACUCGUCGUUUGGGGACGAUUCUUCUGUCCGAAAGCUCGCCUGCCCAUUCAAGCAACCGGCCCACGCCGUCAACAUACUGGGCUCAUGCAAUGGUAUGGUGUUUGUUGCAGUCAAUGUUCAUGAUGGCUUUUAUAUCUGGAACCCCUCCACUGGGCUGUGCCGCAAAUUGCCCAACCCAGGUUUUGCCUCGACUAAUACAGACUUGGACUUAUCAAAAACCAUUAUAUGUCUCCACCACUGUGGUUUUGGCUAUGUUUCUGCCACUGACGACUACAAAGUUGUUGUGGCCGCUCACAUUAUGAAUUCAACCAUGCCUCUAGAGAUCUUUUCAUCCAGAGCUGGCUCUUGGAGAAGGAUUGAAUGCCCUCCCCACUUUUCCUCAUCGGCCUAUAUGAGUAAAACGAGGGGGACUUUUACUAAUGAGGCGCUCCAUUGGCUCCAAAAACUGCGUGAGCCAGAGCUGGACACUCCCGGAAACACCAUCGCUGCUUUUGAUUUAGCCAAAGAAGAGUUUCGGCAAAUGCCGCUGCCUCUUUUGGGGGAGACGAGUUCAGAUAGGGAUUGUUUUUUCAGUGACAUAGGGAUUGUUUUUGGAGGGUGCCUGUGUGUGUCGAGUUUUAAGAGGCAGAGAUGGGGAGCCGGGCAUCGUAGUCUGCAUGUUCAAUUAUGGGUCAUGAUGGAGUAUGGUGUUUGUGAUUCUUGGACCAAGCUGUUUAGGUUUGAGAUGGACGAUGUUAACCUUAGCCUACCAAUCUGCUGCACAGAAACAAUGAUAGUUAUGUCGACAUACAAACGUUGCAAUCUGGAGUUGAUCAGGUUUCAUCAUGAUGAAGAGAAGCUUGACAAUGUUGCGGUUUGUAGUAGUGAUCGAUAUACGCUUAAGAUGGGUCUCUGUGAAAUGAUAGAUUAUGAUGAGACGCUGCUUUGGCUUCCUGAUUCUAGGGCUGAGGGUGGUGAUCGAAAAAAGACUCAAAACCCAACAGAAGCAGAAGUAUUGAAGAGGAGUAAUUAAUUUCUCUCUGCUUUCAUGUGCUAGCAGGUGUACGGAACAAUUGUGUGGAUCAGUUGAAGUGAGUGCACUCUUAGGUUGCAAGACUCCAUUUACUGAUAUUGUCAUUUUCCUAUAUAAUGUAUCAUUUCUGGAGGCUAAUAUAUAUCUUGAACUCUGCUGUUUUGUCUAUUGAUAUCUGUCACUCAUCUAUGGAAAUGAUAUGUAUCUUGCUUUAUUAUGCGGUGAUAUCCUAUCAAAUAUUCUGUUU